This is a messenger RNA of Aspergillus homomorphus CBS 101889, 1650 nucleotides long. RefSeq names its product sugar porter family MFS transporter. Gene Ontology annotation, biological process: transmembrane transport; carbohydrate transport. Lineage: Eukaryota; Fungi; Ascomycota; Eurotiomycetes; Eurotiales; Aspergillaceae. Gene Ontology annotation, cellular component: plasma membrane. Gene Ontology annotation, molecular function: carbohydrate:proton symporter activity. The coding region runs from base 1 to 1650 and encodes 549 amino acids. The record is from RefSeq and is a predicted model, not a curated record. The transcript is spliced from 3 exons.
AUGGGUGUUGAAACCUCUGCCAGCCAUGGGGAGCACAUUACCCCUGCUGGUGCUCCCCAGCAACAGUCAAGCCAAGAAACGCUUGGCUUCCAGAAGCCUGUGGCGGCGGGUGUUGACACGCCCGUCCCUCGCGUGACGCUGCGGUCCUUUGUCCUGACCAUCUUCGUCUCCAUGGGAGGUCUUCUUUUCGGAUAUGAUACCGGUCAGAUCGCCGGUUUCGAGCAGGAGGAUGACUACCUCCGACGGUAUGGUAUGCAGAAGGCGGAUGGGACUUGGUACCUCAGCAAUGUCCGCUCCGGUCUCCUUACCAGUUUGUUGUCUAUCGGUACCUUGGUCGGUGCCCUUGUCGCUGCGCCUAUCGCCAACCGGAUUGGUCGCAAGUGGUCGAUCACUCUCUGGAGUAUCAUCCUUAUCGUCGGUCUGAUUGUGCAGAUCACGUCGCCCUCCGGUAACUGGGUCCAGAUGGUCAUGGGCCGUUGGACCACCGGUCUGGGUGUGGGUGGUUGCUCUCUCCUCGUCCCUAUGUACCAGGGUGAGAGUGCCCCUCGUCACAUUCGUGGUGCCAUGAUCAGUUGUUAUCAGUUGUUCGUCACCCUGGGUAUCUUCUUGGCCUACCUGAUCAACCUGGGUACCCACAACCUCGAUGGAUCUUCUCAGUGGCGCAUCACUCUCGGCAUCACCUUUGUGUUUGCUGUCGCCCUUGGUGGUGGUAUGGUGUUCUUCCCCGAAUCUCCUCGCUUUGCCUACCGCCACGGACGCGUCGAGGAGGCUCGUCGCACCAUGUCCAAGCUCUAUGGUGUUCCUGAGAACCACCGUGUCAUUAUCAAUGAACUGGAUGAGAUUCGGGCUCAGCUCGAGGCAGAGGAUGUCGGCCAGAAGUGGCACGAGUUCCUCACUGCUCCCCGCAUGUUCUACCGUAUCGUGCUGGGUAUCGUCUUGCAGGCGCUCCAGCAGCUGACCGGUGCCAACUACUUCUUUUACUACGGUACUACUAUUUUCAAUGGUGCUGGUAUCUCCGACAGCUUCAUUACUCAGGUGAUUCUCGGUGCUGUCAACUUUGGAACCACUUUUGGCGGUUUGUACAUCGUCGAGAACUUCGGCCGCCGCAAGUCCCUGAUGGCGGGUGCUGGGUUCAUGUUCGUGUGCUUCAUAAUCUUCGCCUCGAUCGGACACUUCAUGCUUGAUGUUCAGCACCCCGAGAACACCCCCGAAGUUGGCAAGGGUAUGAUCGUCGUCACAUGCUUCUUCAUUGCUGCCUACGCUAUGACCUGGGGUCCUAUGGUCUGGGCCAUCGUUGCGGAGCUCUACCCCGGCAAGUACCGUGCCCAGGGUAUGGCUCUGGCCACUGCCUCCAACUGGUUGUGGAACUUCCUGAUCGGUUUCUUCACUCCCUUCAUCACCGGUGCCAUCGACUUCGCCUACGGUUAUGUCUUCGCCGGCUGUCUGUUGGUCGCUGUGUUUGUGAUCUACUUCUUUGUCAUCGAGGGCAAGGACCGCACUCUGGAGGAGCUUGACUGGAUGUACGUCAACAACGUCAAGCCGUGGCAAAGCAGCAGCUUCAAGAUGCCCGCUCUUCACUCCGCCGAGUACCGUCAGGACGAGGAGCUUUACCGCAAGGAGUCUCGCUCCUACCACGCGGAGAAUGCCUAA